Molecule: messenger RNA, 517 nt
Organism: Octopus sinensis (East Asian common octopus)
Lineage: Eukaryota; Metazoa; Mollusca; Cephalopoda; Octopoda; Octopodidae
Exons: 3
Coding region: 112-492 (126 amino acids)
Source: RefSeq, a predicted model, not a curated record
AAGAAUAAGUCCCCGGGUUGAUUUGCUCGACUAAAGGUGGUGCUCUAGCAUGGCCGCAGUCAAAUGACUGAAACAAGUAAAAGAGUAAAAGAGUAAAAGUAACGUGCGCAUAUGGGGAUUUCUUGGAUGCGUGGAGUCGAUGUCAUGCCCCCUAUUGCUGCUGUUGUUGCCCUUCUUUUUGCUGUUGUUGUUGCUGUUUCUGUUCUUGCUGCUGCCGUUGUGGUUAUAGUUCUCGAUGUUGCUGCUACCAUUGGAGCCGCAGUUGUUGCUGCUGCUGAUGCUACCGAUGGUGUUGAUUCUGGUAGUGCUGGAGCUGAGGCUGUUGGUGGUGGUGGUGGUGGUGCAAAUGGAAGUUGUAGUGUUACUGCCUCCGCAUGUGUUACCAGUGGUGCAUGUGUUGGUGUUAUUAAAUCUGCCGGUGUUGAUGCUGCUGCAGUGGUUGCUGCUGCUACUGCCAACGCUGCUGCUGUUGUUUGUUUGUUUGUUUGUUGAGCGAAGUGGUCUUCGUCCCAGUGGG